This is a messenger RNA of Chlamydomonas reinhardtii, 2815 nucleotides long. RefSeq lists its product as uncharacterized. The transcript is spliced from 3 exons. Lineage: Eukaryota; Viridiplantae; Chlorophyta; Chlorophyceae; Chlamydomonadales; Chlamydomonadaceae. The record is from RefSeq and is a predicted model, not a curated record. Bases 186 to 1163 code for a protein of 325 amino acids.
UUGAGGUCCCCGCCUGCCACGUCUGCAAUCUCGGGGUGUGCAAGCGUCGAGCUGGGUUCAUUUGCCGUCAUAGUCUAUUUCUAGAACUGCUAAGUAUUGUGUCCUGCAGCGGCCUGACCUGGCGCUAGGACUAAACGGCACGCACUAGACUUUCCAAGGCUUGCAAGGCAACAACUUUUUCAGCCAUGGCCGCGCUGGGCAAUCUUCCCAUGGGACUGGGCAGUGGCGCCUCUUCGCUGCUGCAACGACGUGCUAUUAGCUCGCCCGGCCGGCUGGCACCCCAGCGGCCGCGCAUGGCUACAGUACUGUCAGCGAAUGUUGUUUCACCGGCAAGCACCAGUCAGCCAGCGUCGCCCGCCGUGUACCUAGCAGCCAGUGGGCCGGUAGCACUCAGCUCGACCACGAGCUCCGCUGCGGCUGGCCUUCACACGGAUUCAUCGCUGCCCGGUCACUUCGCUCGCGUCUUCGUGGCCGCUGCGCUGGCUCUGUCGACGGUCUACGCGCUGCUGGCAGCACCUAGCGCAAGCAACGACGGAUCGGCUUUCGCCGCGAUCGCAACUGCCCCCGCAGCUGUACCACCGCUUUCGCCGGAUGCAUCUUUGCCGGGCUUCGCUGCUCAGCCCUUCGUCUCCGACCUGGCCGUCCUGCGCACGCCUGACCAGUUUGAUUCGUUCGUGGUGGCCGCCAACCGCGCCGGGUACCUCGCGAUCGUGCUGUUCCACGCGCCCUGGUGCAACGCCAGCAGCCGCAUGGAGUCGGAGCUGCAGCGCCUGUCCCACAUGUUUUGCGGCCGCCGCGUCGUGUUCGCGCGCGUCAACUGCUCUGUCGCCAUCAAGCAGGGCGGCGUCGGCCGCCUGGGCCAGCUCCCCGCCGCCGCGGCCACCAACGCCACCAACGCCGGCAUCAACUGCGCGCACAGCCUGCAGCAGCAGCAGCACCAGCACCACCAGCAGCUGGCGGCGGCGGCGGGCGGCUCGCCGCAGCCGGUGCAGCGGCUGCGGCUGGGGCUGCAGCGGUGCGACCUGACGCAGAUGCACCGCAUCCACAAGACGCCCACAGUGCGCAUGUACUUCAACAACGCCUGCGUGGACGAGGUGGUGGGUUGCCGACCGGUGGAGUUCCGCCAGGCCACUUCCGACCUGAUGUUCAAGUACAGCCUGUGAGUCCGAACGCGGGGUCAGCCUCUGAGACCGAGCAACAGCCGAUCAACGACUUCAAAGGCUGGGCCGGGGUUCAGCUUCUGAGACGGAGCAACAGCCUGAGACCGAGACUGAGGUCAACCUCUGAGACCGAUUUUCAGCUCUGCAAGCGUUUGCUGAGCUUUGGGCCGGAGUGCCUGGUAAACGAGGAGGCGAGGCGGCCAAUCGCAGUGACGACACGAAGAAAGCCAUUUUGCAGAAGCAAGCGGAGAGACCACGGGCAUGAGAGAGAAUGCGAGAGAGUGCGGGCGGCAGGUGCGGGCCGGUGACGGCCCCGGCUGCGUGCGCGACAGCACUGCGAAAAAGGGGUGAUGGGCAGCAAUUCCGGACGGGGUAGAAUGGGCGGAAUGACGUCCCGGGCGCGUUCCACCCGGCGUAAAUACAUGUGAUAGUAUUUUGCUGGAAGUGCAUGGGCAAGCGUAAGCAGGCCUGUGCAUCAGGCUUACCAGAUAUCCAUAACAUAUGCACACACAAGCACACGGCUGGGUUGGAUUAUAUGCCUGUCGUCCCUUCUGCUUCCAGACGAAGGGACGCGCAUUGGGGGCAUGGUGACUGGCACGCGGUUCAGCAAGGAGCGUGUCAUCCGUAUGCCUCCCAAGCAGAUGACAUGUGCUACACACGGACGGACUUUGACUAAUGAUGGGGUUGGAAUGACGUGGAGCGGCUGCCAGGGGCUCUUUCCCGGCGACGAAUCCAUGAAUCCAACCUUUUUGCACUUUGGUGCAAAGCGAGAGAGCAUUUAAUGGGAAGUUGGCACCGGAUUGCAUCAACCGCAACUCGGCUGUGUGCGCGUGUGACGGUGUGACCCUGACAGGCGUGGACCAUUUCGACUCGAUUGCAUUCGCCCGCGCUUGGGGCUGGCGUAGCAGUACGGCAAUAUUGUUACCGACUUACCUUAACUUUCCGCGACCGCUGCGGACCUGAGGACCGGUGUGUCUCGGCUGCGUUUUUGAAACAUUUUAUGCUGUGACGUAUGCAAGUGUGUGAACGAAAUUGAAUGCGAGAAGCGAGAUUGAACGCUGGUACUUUGGGUCCAGCCUCUCAGUAGCUUUCUCCCGGCGGCCCGAGUGACAUGGUACGGCAGCGCGAACCGGCAAGGUGCGCUCUGUUAGGUGGCGGGGCAUUUUGAUACUAGUACACGUCGGUCGGUCAUGAACAACCAAAAAUGGAGAGUUUUGAGGCGUGUUCCUGCUUGGCACGGGGGGGUUGAGAGGGACGGCGGGCGCGGGGGCUGGACGGACGGAAGUGAGUCGCGCGUACCGUAGAUGCGGCUCCAAGGAGAAACGGCUCAGCGUUUUGGGAACGGGGGACAGGGGUGACACGGGUCGUUGCAGUUGGUGUGAUGGUGUGGAUCAGUGUGUAUCACACGCUGGAGGUUGGAGGUUUUGCGCGCCUGAGGGCAAGGAUGGGAGUUGGGGUUGUUGGGGCAAAGGCCGGGGGCCAUGCCCUGCCUGAACGCAGUUGAAGGCACGAACGCAAUCGCAGGGGCUUCGGGGAAAUAAAUCCGCAUUUGAUGGGCACGAGGGGUGCUGGGUGGCGAUGUUCUGGGCGGCGCAGAUGCGCUAUGUACGUACGCGUGCUUAUGUGAGUCCACGUGUGUGUAACAACAAAGCCAU